AUGACUAAUGCACAAACUUGGCUUGACGAAAAUAUUCCGCUAAAUCAAAGAGAUAAUAUCGGAGAAUUACUGAUUGACAAUAUUUCUCAACAGGAAAGAAAUGAGAGAGACAAUGAAUUAG
Racocetra persica is the source of this 121-nucleotide messenger RNA. The record is from the annotation of a GenBank genome assembly. Lineage: Eukaryota; Fungi; Glomeromycota; Glomeromycetes; Diversisporales; Gigasporaceae.